Mytilus californianus (California mussel) is the source of this 1215-nucleotide messenger RNA. RefSeq lists its product as uncharacterized. Bases 5 to 460 code for a protein of 151 amino acids. The transcript has 4 exons. The record is from RefSeq and is a predicted model, not a curated record. Lineage: Eukaryota; Metazoa; Mollusca; Bivalvia; Mytilida; Mytilidae.
UGUUAUGGCUAUAAAUAUCACAAAGAAAAAGAAAACAAACAUUUUCUGUUACAAAAUCUGUUUCAUGGUUCUGAGCAUUGUCUGUGGAGCUCUCUUUGGUCCAGUUUGUAUGUUUGUAAAUGCAUAUUCAGCCAUAAUAAGGGAAAAGUUGUUUAAAACAAACCUUAAUUGGAUGGUACCCUUAUUAGUAGCAUUCUUUGCCUUUGUCGAGAUUGCCAUAGCAAUAUUAUCUUCAGCCGUCAGUUGUUGUUGUUCAGCUGUUUCUGAAGCAAAGGUUCGGGUAUUUAUCCCUGGAGGAUUUCCUUCGCCACCUUCACGUCAAAAAAGUAACACGUCAAUGGAUUAUUUCACCACUUCGAAGACAAAGAAUCCAGUCAAUGUUACCACAACAAAAAGAUUUGAAUGGCCGGAUACUGGAAUGUUUAAAAAUAACAAUAAACAACCAUUGGGAAAGAUUUAGAUGGUACAUUAACGAGAUGUAUGAAAUAUGUUAAAGAAAUUUGUUAAUAAUUGUACAUCAUUUAUGGCAAGUUUGUACAAUCUAUUGUGAAUGUUUUAUUUCGUUUCGUUUUUGUAUUUGUGUCGUUUUGUAUCGGAGAGAAAUGUUUGUAAUUGACAUGUUAGCAGCUAAACUUGCGUAUAAUAUCUUGCCAUUGAAUAUAACAUAGCAUUGUUCUACGCAAUAACAUCUUGAAUUAUUCUAAUAGCUUGAUUACGUAUCAAUUUUAUGAUAUUAUUUGAACUUGUGAUAAUUUUAUUCCUGCUUUUAAUUUUUAUUAAAAAGAAUAUGUGUCCUUCGUUUGAAUCAAUUUUGUUUUGUUUAGUUUAACUUCAAUAAUUGACUAUCAGUACUUAUGGAUUCAUUGUUAUAUCUGACACAGGACCGGUUCAGCUCGAAGUUAUUGUUCUUGGUCAUACUCUUAUGCUGCAAUUAGUACAAACCAUAGUUAAUACAGACAAUCAAAAUGGAUGAACCAUAUUUUUACACUAUGAAAAACUUCAUAAAAAAUACAGAGAUGAUUCAUGAUUGUCUAUGAGACAACUAUUUAUUAAAGAUCAAAAGACAAAGUUUUAAGACUUAAACAAUCAAUGACAGCUCACCGCACGGCCUUUAAUGAUGAGCAAACCACAUAUAAUAAGCCAUAAUAGGCGCAGGGGUCCACAAUGGGAAAAUUCAAACGAUUUAUUCGAAAAUUAUAAACGUAAAGCAAUUAU